Messenger RNA from Hyaloscypha bicolor E, 750 nucleotides. RefSeq lists its product as uncharacterized. The transcript is spliced from 2 exons. The record is from RefSeq and is a predicted model, not a curated record. Lineage: Eukaryota; Fungi; Ascomycota; Leotiomycetes; Helotiales; Hyaloscyphaceae. The coding region runs from base 1 to 750 and encodes 249 amino acids.
AUGGACUCGGCCUCUACCACAGAAAGUAACAAUCAACUCAAGUCAAGAAGUCAACACGAACCUGCAGAUGUUGAAGAAUUGCACAGCUUCCCCAAGCUACCAGUAGAGCUCCAACAAGAAGGGGACGUAUUUGGCAAUGUCAUAUCGGGGUUGCGAACGCAGUUCUCUUUCGACUUUGACUUUGAGACAGACACCAUUUCAUUCACGGAUUGGAAGCAUUUCGAGCACUUCACAAGGCAUUACGAGCUUUUCAGCAGUGGCGAACUCAGGCCCACGCGAUCCUCAGCCGUCAAAUCUAUCACGCUUGAACACAUCGGGAUCCAGGAACUUGACAUUAAAGACAUCACCUAUUACGCCGGAAAACCUUCCGAUAGACGAUGGCAUACAAAGAUCUGGGAGAUCCUGGACUGGAGCUGGGGCGCUUACAUCCCUUCCCUCUUCUACGAGUUCCCGGAUCUCGAAGAACUGAUCCUCAUCGAUUUCAAGGUUAAACCUGCAGGAAAAUGGGCGGUGUAUGAUAGACCUCACUUGGAUGACAUGCCUAGGAUCAGCAGAGAAUGGGUGCCAGCGACUAAGGAGGAUAGUGUCAGGAUGUUUGUUGAGACGUUUGAGCACGCUUUGAAGUGGCAGGCUCCUGAGUCCGUACUGGGGAGAUCAACACCUCCUGCUGUACAAGCUAUGUCAAAAUGGUGGCAGGAUCCGAGAGUCACGCGUAUGGCAAGGGGAGAGUUCCAGCGUCGCUUUUACUGA